UCUUAUAUUGACGUUUCGAUUUCGAUUCGACGUUUCAUUUUGGGGGCGGGUAUCGCCACUUUACUGUUCUAGCGAAUUUUAGGAAAAAUGAGAUAAUUUAGCAUUUUAUGUUAGUUCGAGUAUAUUAAAUUAUUUCAUUAAACUAAUGUUACUAUCUACAGUACCGUAGGUUUCUAUCAAGAUGAUUGGGGGCCUGUUCGUGUACAACCACAAGGGCGAAGUCCUGAUCUCACGGGUGUACCGUGAUGAUAUUGGGCGGAAUGCCGUGGACGCGUUCAGAGUGAACGUGAUCCAUGCGAGGCAGCAAGUGCGCUCGCCCGUCACUAACAUCGCUAGGACUUCCUUCUUUCAUAUUAAGAGAGCCAAUAUCUGGCUGGCAGCUGUGACCAAGCAGAAUGUGAAUGCUGCUAUGGUGUUUGAAUUCCUGCUGAAGAUCAUCGAUGUGAUGCAAUCAUACUUCGGCAAGAUCUCCGAGGAGAACAUCAAGAACAACUUCGUGCUCAUCUACGAGUUGUUGGAUGAAAUCUUGGACUUUGGUUACCCUCAGAACUCGGACACAGGAGUCCUGAAGACAUUCAUUACCCAGCAGGGUAUCAAAUCUGCAUCCAAAGAAGAACAGGCUCAAAUCACUUCACAGGUGACUGGCCAAAUCGGAUGGCGUCGUGAGGGCAUCAAAUACAGACGCAAUGAGCUCUUCCUUGAUGUACUGGAGUAUGUCAACCUCCUCAUGUCUCCUCAAGGCCAAGUGCUAUCAGCUCAUGUGGCCGGCAAGGUGGUAAUGAAGUCUUAUCUCUCUGGCAUGCCAGAAUGCAAGUUUGGUAUCAAUGACAAGAUCGUCAUGGAAGCCAAGGGGAAAGGGAAUGGAGGCAUCUCCGGUAACACGGACAGUGACCCAGCUCGCUCCGGCAAGCCAGUGGUUGUGAUCGACGACUGCCAGUUCCACCAGUGUGUGAAGCUCAGCAAGUUUGAGACGGAGCACUCCAUCUCUUUCAUACCGCCUGAUGGCGAGUUUGAGCUUAUGAGAUACCGUACAACCAAGGACAUAUCUCUGCCGUUCCGUGUGAUUCCCUUAGUCCGUGAAGUUGGACGUACCAAGAUGGAGGUGAAAGUGGUCCUGAAGAGCAACUUCAAGCCUUCCCUGCUUGGCCAGAAGAUCGAGGUGAAGAUCCCAACUCCGCUGAACACCAGCGGAGUGCAGCUCAUUUGUUUGAAGGGGAAAGCCAAGUACAAGGCUUCGGAAAAUGCUAUUGUUUGGAAGAUAAAGCGCAUGGCCGGCAUGAAGGAGACGCAGCUGUCUGCUGAGAUCGAGCUGCUGGAGACGGACACCAAGAAGAAGUGGACCAGGCCGCCCAUCUCCAUGGGAUUCGAGGUGCCGUUCGCACCUUCUGGGUUCAAGGUCCGUUACCUGAAGGUGUUCGAGCCCAAGCUGAACUACUCCGACCACGAUGUGAUCAAAUGGGUGCGCUACAUCGGACGCUCAGGACUCUACGAGACAAGAUGCUAAACGAAUACUGGUUAUAAUGAAAUGCACGAGCUAAGUGGUUGAACGGACACAGUAAUGGCGUGUUACAUAAUAUAUUUUUUUUGUAUAUAAUUUCACAUGCAUCGAGAUAUUCCUUCAAUGAGUUCUAUUUUUUUAUUUUCACACUUAUAUGUAUGCGUAUACGUUAUCAUUAAUCGUAAUUUUAUGUAAUACAAUUUAAUUUGAAAAUUGUGGUAAAAGACAUUUAUAAUCGCAUCAUUUAAUUUUCGGUUUUAAAAGUAUUAGACAGAAGGUCUAAAGUCUCAUGUUUUAUUAUAAAGUACUAUUACUUUAUUUCUUACUGAGUUCUUUUGAAUGCAAUAGGGAUGGUGACAACAUGGUAUGAACAUUAAAAAUCUAUUUAGUCCAUCAAUUGGUAACACGUAUUUGUUUUUAUCUACCGGACAGACAUUAGAAUAAAAAUGAGUCAUCUGCCCUAUUGUGAAUUAAAACUCAAUUAUUUCUUAAGGAUUGGUCAGUGCCAGUGCAAUAAUAUACUCAAAACCUUAUGAAGAUUGUUUAUUUAUAUGUUAUAUGAAGUAUAGUAUGACACAAAUAUAAGGUGUUCUAAAAAUACUCAUAAUAUAUAAUUUAUAUUCACUAUUGUAAUUUUCAAACACAACACUACCUCCCAUUAAAGGUACGCGUCCACAGGCCCGCGUCGUACGCAUCGCACGCAUUCCGUAUGACGUCAUCAGUACGCAUAGCAUGUAGGUAUUGCUAAUGACGUCAUUAGCACGCUACGCAUCGCAUGUAUGUAUUGUUGAUGACGUCAUACGGAAUGUGUACGAUGCGUGCGAUGCGGUAAUGUGGACGCUUACCUUAAAACUGAGGCAGAUACUUUUAGAACACCUUAUAUAUUUCGAGAUGUACCCUUGUCUCCUUCUGUCUAGUAUCUCGUUUAAACAAUAAUUAUUAUUAUAUGAAUUAAUUAUAUAAAAGUUUAAUGUCUCAAAUAGGCUGCAUUUUUUUACAAUCUUUAUGUUUGUACAUUAUAUUACUAUCGUAGAAUCUCAUACUCGUAUCAUUGAUUAUUAUUCGCUUGUAAUAUUCGCCCCUACAGACAAUUUGUGUGGGGAAGAAUUUGGUUAAAAAUGUUAAAGAAAUAUUCACCAAAGGUAAAAUAGGCCGGCAAUACACUUGUAAUUUCUCUGGUGUUCUGGGUAUCUAUAAGUGACGCUGAUCACUAACUAUCAGAGGGCUUAGUACGAAUUUGUUAUACGUUUAACGAGCUGGAAAUGAGAGCGCGUUCGGCGGUCUGAUUGGUUGGUUUAUUUUAAGCGGCCAAUCAGAACGCCGAACGUGUUCUCAUUUCUUUAUCGUACAGGCUAAGGGUACAAUUGAUCUGUCCGCUCAUUCACUCCCGUGCUUUAUAAAAAACUUAAUAUAAUUUAUUAAAUAGCUGGACUAUUAAAUAAAGACCAAUAACAUAAUUGAUGUAAAAUUCUUCCCCAAACAAAUAAUUUUACUUAACCAUUCCUCAACAUUAAAACUUUCGAUCGAACAUAUAUGUAUAUUUAGUAGAUAUAAUACAAUAAUAUAUAUUCUACACUUAGAAUAUCACUAUAAUAUAAAAGGUUACGUAAUGUUAGGCUAUCAAUCUAUAGUAUUAAAUGUUAGAAUUAGAAUGAGGGAUUAUAUACAAAUAUAUGUUUAAAAUAAAUAUACAAAGUGCAAUGAAAUUCAUCCAUUGUGAUGCUUAAUCGUUUUUGAGCAAUCUUUUAUUGAGAUUAUACAAUAUAUAGGCUUAUAUAAAGAAGAAAAAAUGCUCUUUUAAUAUGUGCCUAGCCAUGACCAAUGAAUACCAUCUUUAAAACACAUACCAAUCAUAUUACUUUUUUUAAAAACAGUAGCUAAAAUCAUCAGCAUUGGAUGAACAAGAGACUGUUAGUCCUCCACUUCAAAUCUAAUAGGUCUAAUAGCUCUCCGCUACUCUGAUGUUAUUACCUAAAACCUAGCAUAUGUCUAGGUGUCUCAUCUAUGAUAUUUAAAGACACUUUUAGGCAUCCUAAAUAUCUAUUUAUACAAAUUAAGAUCAUUUUAAUAUAACUUUAUAGUAAAGUGCUAUGUUUGGUAUGUGUUUUCUCAUAUAAUUUUGUCAAUAAUCCCUCUACAUUAGCUGUUACGAAUGAAAGGCAAAAAUAUUGAAUUCAUAGUUAAUAUACUAAAGUUGGUACAUAUGUUUCGAAAUUGUUCAUGUAAACUGGCUUGCAGCGAAACUGGUGACUAUUGAAAUACAAAUUUAAAAGAAAAAAUGGUUCCAAUGAAUAUUAUGUGUUCUUUAUUAUAAAUAAAGUAUUAUUUUUAAUCUUCUAAUGAUUGUGUUGUAUGGAAUAUGAUAUUUUCAGUAUAUGUUAUAUAGGUACGUCAGUUUCGUUGCACGCCAGUGUUCUAUGCGUGCUGUUAUAGGGAAUGCUUAUUAUGUAUCGUGUUACAAAAACAAUGUACAAUAAAUAGUAAAAAAAUA
Spodoptera frugiperda (fall armyworm) is the source of this 3989-nucleotide messenger RNA. It is a transcript of the gene AP-2mu, whose product is annotated as AP-2 complex subunit mu. Gene Ontology annotation, biological process: clathrin-dependent endocytosis; intracellular protein transport. Gene Ontology annotation, cellular component: cytoplasmic vesicle; AP-2 adaptor complex. The transcript has 11 exons. NCBI's taxonomy places the organism in Eukaryota, Metazoa, Arthropoda, Insecta, Lepidoptera, Noctuidae. The record is from RefSeq and is a predicted model, not a curated record. Gene Ontology annotation, molecular function: clathrin-cargo adaptor activity. The coding region runs from base 182 to 1504 and encodes 440 amino acids.